ACCCAGCGGUUUUGCAUUGACAAGACACUUUCCAAACAGCAUGCAAAUCCACAGAGGGUGGGACUCCAGGGGCAGCGUGGCGGACAGCCCCAUUCGUCCUCAAUGAGUUUGGAAACGUGCAGCAUGAAGUCAGUUCUGACAGACUGCAGAGAGGAAAUUUGUAUGUGAACACGCCAGUUUGGCUAUGAGUGGGUAUGGUGUUUUUUUGUUUUUUGUUUGUUGAAAAUUUUCAUUCAUUUUGCAGACACCAAAUCACACGAGAGUCACGUUCAGCUUCAUUUACAGCGUGCUGUCUGAAGUAUGCGGGUCCUGCCAUACAUGACAUAAAAAACACUAUGAUUGUCAGCGAUAAUGUCAAUGCAAGUGCUGUAGCGUGCAGGCAAAAUAGGGCCAGAAAUACAACAAUAGUUAUGUUAGCAUACAUGUCUAUUGCACAAUAUAUGAGCAAUUUGAGUAUAUAGUGCCUGAAACACCAGGUGAGUUGAACGACGGAGCAGGAAAUGGGGAACGUCCCGCAAUCCUGGUCUGCUGUGUCUUUAUCCAGAAUGGAUACAUGAGCGACCUCUGGGAUCUCAAACAAUCCGAAUAUCGUACCAGUUUGUUUUAAUGUAUCGCUCACUUCAUGAUAGCCUCAUCCCUGUAAUAGGCAGUGAUGUUCCUAACGUUGCCUUUGGAUGAAAGCUUGUAAACAUGCCGUGAUUUGAUAGCAAAAACCCUGAUGUGUCUGAAAAUAUUUGUUUCAUUUUCAUGUUUAUAGUCUGGUGCCAGUGAACUAUGUUUAAAUAUAAAUCAGAAAAAAACUGUCUACAAAACUCCUGCAAAUUCUUUCUGAAAUACAAGGAAUUAAAAUGUGUAAUUUUUGUAGCAUUGAUUUCUAUUGCUGUACUAGUAUGAUAUUGCCUGUCUUCUGCUGCUUUUGUUGCAUUAUGAUUAAUAAUUGAGCAGAUGAAAUCAAUCAUUUCAGCCUAAUGCAUUGAUGCCACUAAGUACCCCCAGCUCCCAUCUCCAUAUAAGGCUUUAAAGAACUGAUCUAUCCUCAUUUGCCUGCUGGGAUGGAGAUCUUCUUCUUCCUCAUCACAGACUGCAUUCUGAUAGGAGAGGCCUUGCAAAUGCAAAUCGCAAGCAAAUGCGCAAGCCUUUGGAUAUUGCGUCCUCAGUAUGUCACGGGAUCUCAGUCUCAUCUGGAUUCCCACCCGGGACACCGGACUCAGAGCUCGGAUCCAAACCCACAAGCACCCCUUCGACAAUCAGCCAGUCCAGCACUGUGUUGAGCCGGACUUUUAGAGUGUAAAACUGAUUAACUCAAAAUUCAAAAAAAGGGAGCAACUUAACCGAUUAAUGCUUUGUCGUUAAGAAGACUAACCUGUGGAGGGUAAAGAGCCAGAAUGGAUUACAUAUUUCGUGCUGUAACCCGCUCUCCCGGGAACGUAAUUUGGCGUAUUGAGAAAAUGGAACUGGUCCAGGUACCUGAAAAAUCCUAUGGGAACUUCUAUGAAGGUGACUGCUAUAUCCUACUUGCGACUGCCAAAGUAGGCGCCUCACUGUCCUACAACAUUCACUAUUGGAUCGGCUCCCAGUCCUCACAGGACGAGCAGGGGGCCGCUGCUGUCUACACCAUACAGCUUGAUGAGUACCUGGGGGGGUCACCCGUGCAGCACAGGGAGGUGCAGGGAUACGAGUCCGACUCCUUCCGUGGGUACUUCAAGCAGGGGGUGAUCUACAAGCAGGGCGGCGUGGCAUCAGGAAUGAGACACACUGAGACCAACACUUAUGACAUCAAGCGCCUGCUGCAUGUCAAAGGCAGUAAGAGGGUCAUGGCCAAAGAGGUGGAGAUGAGUUGGGGCAGCUUCAACCUCGGCGACGUCUUUCUGCUCGACGCUGGUAAGACCAUCGUUCAGUGGAAUGGACCAGACAGCAACCGUCAAGAGCGCCUCAAGGGUAUGAUGCUUGCCAAGGACAUCCGAGACCGGGAGCGGGGAGGCCGCUCAGACAUCGCCAUCAUCGAAGGGGAUGAUGAGGACAGUUCCCCAAAACUCAUGGAGUUCCUGAUCAGCAUCCUCGGGGAAAGAACCAUCCAGUUGCCCAAAGGAAUAGCGGAUGACAUCACUGACCAGGAACAGAAGUCUCAACUCAUGCUCUACCAUGUUUCUGAUGCUGAUGGUCAAAUGAAAGUAACAGAGGUUGCUACCAGGCCACUGAUACAGGAUUUGCUGAAUCACGAUGAUUGCUACUUCCUUGAUCAGGGAGGGGUGAAAAUCUUUGUGUGGAAAGGGAAAAGGGCCAACAAGGCUGAGAGACAGGCAGCCAUGUCCAGAGCUCUGGAGUUCAUUAAGCUGAAAAACUACCCCAUCACCACCAACGUGGAAACUGUGAAUGACGCCGCAGAGUCUGCCAUGUUCAAGCAGCUGUUUCAGAACUGGAAAGUCAAGGAUCAGGCAGUGGGCAUAGGGAAGACCUACACUGUGGGCCGAGUGGCGAAGGUUGUGCAGACCAAGUUUGAUGCCACGCAGAUGCAUGCCAUGCCGGAUCUGGCUGCCCAGGAGCGCAUGGUGGAUGACGGCUCGGGAAAUGUCGAGAUUUGGCGGAUCGAAAACCUGGAAUUGGUUCCUGUCGAGCGCCAGUGGUAUGGUUACUUCUAUGGUGGUGACUGCUACCUGAUACUCUACACCUAUGAGGUCCACGGGAAGAAAAACUACCUCCUCUACAUUUGGCAGGGCCGGCACGCUUCUCAAGACGAGCUGGCAGCUUCGGCAUUUCAGGCAGUAAACCUUGACCAGAAGUAUGGCGGGCAGCCUGUGCAAGUACGAGUCACCAUGGGCAAGGAGCCUCGCCACUUCAUGUCCAUGUUUAAGGGUAAAAUGGUCAUUUUUGAGGGUGGCACCUCCAGGAAAGGUGGCACGGAACCAGAACCACCCAUCCGUCUGUUCCAAAUCCAUGGUUUCGAGCCAUUGAACACCAAAUCCAUUGAGGUUCCGGCACUUGCUGCUUCGCUGAACUCCAACGAUGUCUUCCUGCUCAUAACCCAGACCGGGAGGUACCUGUGGUGUGGGAAGGGUUCCAGUGGAGACGAGCGUGCCAUGUCGAAGGAGAUCAGCUCUGUGCUUGGACAGGGCUUUGAAGAGAUCAUAGCCGAGGGUUUGGAGCCACUUGAGUUCUGGAAUAUUCUGGGUGGAAAAACAGCUUAUGCCAGUGAGAAGAGAUUGCAGCAGUCAGUGAUGGAUCACCCCCCACGCCUUUUCGAGUGUUCCAACAAGACAGGUCGCUUUACUGUUACUGAGGUGACUCAGUUCAACCAAAGUGAUCUCAACGAAGAUGACAUCAUGCUCCUAGAUACAUGGGAUCAGAUCUUCCUUUGGGUGGGAGUCAGUGCCAAUGAGAUUGAGUGCAAAGAAUCGGUGGUGACCAGCCAGGAGUACCUGCGCACCCACCCUGCCUCCAGGGACCCCGACACCCCCAUCCUUAUCGUCAAGCAGGGAUUUGAGCCCCCUACCUUUACAGGGUGGUUCACUGCCUGGGAUCCUUCAAAGUGGAGUGAAGGAAAAACAUAUGAGCAACUGAAAAAAGAGCUUGGGGAUGCUGCAUCUACCGUCACAGUCCCAACACAAAAGGCUGAUGCACCUGAUGCAGAGAGUACUGCGACCUACCAGUACUACCCCCCAGAGAAGCUAGUUAACAAAUCAGCAAAUGACCUUCCUAAAGGCAUCAACCCUGCACAGAAGGAGAAAUAUCUGUCAGACUCGGACUUCUGUACGGUGUUUGGAGUCUCCAAGGACAAUUUUGCCAACCUGCCUCAGUGGAAGCAGUUGAAUAUGAAGAAAAACAAAGGCCUCUUUUAAGAAAAUUAGUGCCAUUAUUCAUUUUUGAUUUUAAUUUUUUUUUUUAAAGAUCAUGCUUUAAAUUAAGGAAACUCAUGGCUGCUCAGUCAAUUACAGGUUUAUCUAUGAACUAAUAAACAUUUUUAACAUUCA
Molecule: messenger RNA, 3968 nt
Organism: Paramormyrops kingsleyae
Lineage: Eukaryota; Metazoa; Chordata; Actinopteri; Osteoglossiformes; Mormyridae
Gene: avil
Product: advillin
Biological process (GO): cytoskeleton organization; barbed-end actin filament capping; actin polymerization or depolymerization
Cellular component (GO): cytoplasm; actin cytoskeleton
Molecular function (GO): phosphatidylinositol-4,5-bisphosphate binding; actin filament binding
Source: RefSeq, a predicted model, not a curated record